AUGGUUAAUCUGCCAGGUGAAAAUGAAAAGGUGUAUCCUUGUGAAAUUUGCGGACGAAAUUUUGUGAAAAAUAGUUUGAUGAAACAUGAAGUAAUAUGCCAAAAAAUGGUAAAAGCAAAACGGAAAGUGUUUGAUUCCGGUAAACAACGAGCAACUGGAUCUGAUAUUACGAUUGAUAAUGUUAUAAAUGCUCGAAAGGAACGCGAAAAGCUUGGUGGAACGUUUCCAAGACCUAAGACAAGUUGGCGUGAAAAACAUGAAACAUUCGUUAAUGCUGUGUCAACAUCUAAACAAACGAACAAUUCACUUCGUGCUGAUACACCUUUUUCAGUAGUACCAAAAGUUCGCAUUGAAGAUUUAGUAUAUAUUAGUAUGGCUUAUUGUCUUUUGGCUGGUUUUGGUCUUUUAGCUUUUAAUCUUAUGAAUUACGUCAAAUGCGAAUAUUGUGAACGUAGUUUUAAUAAAGCGGCAGCAGAACGGCAUAUUCCAUUUUGUAAAACGCAACAAAAAAAGAAAGGACCAAUAAAGAUACAAAAGAUAAGACCACAGCAAUCUAAUGCAACAAUGAUACGAUCAGAAGCUAAUGACUGUCACCGAUUAACUAAUAAAUCGUUAAGUCGUGAUAACAAGAUGAAUUCGAAGAAAAAUGACUAUCAUUCAACAAUAUCAGAACAUCGUUCAAGCAUUUCCUCAAGACGAUCUGGUUCAUCGCAGCGAUUAAAUGUUAAUAAUAUAAGUGAAAAUGAUCGACGAAGAGAGAGGAGCUUAUCAAGAAAAAGAAAUAAUUCUGCUACACAUUCAACCAAUAAAUUCAUUAAACAAAUAAGCAAUGCAUCAGAACGAGAACGGACAAAUUCAUUGGGCUUAUAUCGAGCUAUUAGUCGAGAACAAACAUCUGCGCCAAUGUCUCGGCAAUCAUCGCUUACAAGAAAAGACAAUGGGACAGAAAAAAAAAGUUAA
Molecule: messenger RNA, 960 nt
Organism: Brugia pahangi
Lineage: Eukaryota; Metazoa; Nematoda; Chromadorea; Rhabditida; Onchocercidae
Source: the annotation of a GenBank genome assembly